Messenger RNA from Thermothielavioides terrestris NRRL 8126, 2517 nucleotides. RefSeq lists its product as uncharacterized. Lineage: Eukaryota; Fungi; Ascomycota; Sordariomycetes; Sordariales; Chaetomiaceae. The transcript has 4 exons. Gene Ontology annotation, cellular component: nucleus. The record is from RefSeq and is a predicted model, not a curated record. Gene Ontology annotation, molecular function: DNA-binding transcription factor activity, RNA polymerase II-specific; zinc ion binding. Bases 1 to 2517 code for a protein of 838 amino acids.
AUGGUCGACACCGGCGAGGCGCAGUAUUAUGAGCAGCUCGCUCAGCAUCGGGGCGACAUCGACCCCCAGUUGGAGCACCAGCCCAACAUGUCCGCGCACCAGGAACCGCCCGAGCACCAUGAACUGCACCAACUCCAGCGGCUUCAGGAGCCGCCAGCGCCGCCGCAGCAGCAGGAUUCGCGUCCGCCAGUCAGCGCAGAUGAGCUCCAGCUUGCCGCCCAGUUGACCCAAGGCCUCGAGCCUAUGAUGGCCGCCGCCGCCGUCCAGGAUCAGGCGCAGGAGCAGCAGCCCAUGUCGCAGCAGGAGGCGCAGAUGCAGCAACAGCCCGACGCCGAACAGAACCUGCAAGAGCAGCUCGAGGCGUCGUUGCAGAACCACGACCAUGAUUUGCAAAACCAGAGGCUCCAGGAUGUCCUGCCGCACCAGGGCCAGCCACAACCUGAUCACUAUCCCCACGACUCGCCGGCUCCCCCACAUCUAUCACACCACAUGCCCAUGGAACCCCUUCCCAUGCAGCAGCAGUAUCAACAGCAUGGUGCCACUCCGCCACGCAAACGUUCCAAGGUGUCGCGUGCGUGCGACGAGUGCCGGCGAAAGAAGAUCAAGUGCAAUGCGCCAGCCGACUCCAGUGUGCAGGCCUGCGCCAACUGUCAGCGCUCUCACGCAGCGUGCUUGUUCAGCCGCAUACCGCAGAAGCGUGGUCCCAGUAAAGGUUACAUCAAGGAGCUGGCCGACCGGAUCAAUACGAUCGAAGGAAAGCUCAAUACCACUGUCGAUGGCCUGGACAGGAGGGCGUCGGCCGAAGCCUUUGCAACUCCCGGACUGGGCGACGAAAGCCGGAAGAGACCCUUUGCCAGCAUCUCUGGCGACGGCUUUGCCGCCCCCUCUCCCAACAGGAUGCCGGCCUAUGCCAGCGAGCACCGCCAGAUUCUGCCCUACGUGCAGCCCGAUUUCCGCCCAGCCCCAACUGCUGGUACUCCAAAUGACCUCGUCCCAAAGCCCCUCGCGCCGGCUCAGAUCCCUGGUGCGACCAACGGCCUCGCUUUACAAGACCACUCUGAGAUGAUGGAGGGAAUGUCGCAGAGCGAGCUGCCUCAGGGGCCGGGGCCUCAAGCAGACCACAUACCAGAGAUCGAUGACACUGCAUUCAACUGUUAUUUGGAAGUCGUGCACCCCACUUUCCCGCUUCUGGCGAGCACCAAGGCCAGAGUGCAAUCGCUCUUCUGGCAGAUACCACCGGCCAUCCAGAGCGCGUUUCACAAUGCCUUCCUUGCUAUGGUCAACCCGUUCCUCCCCGCUUCGGACAGUCAGGCGAAUGGCGACCCUGCCACGGCGUGUCGCUUGCUCAGUGAAUGGGAAGCGGGACACAAGGCCGCCGGCUCGACCAUCACCGACCUGGUGCGCCUGCAGACGCUCAUCAUGGCGGCCAUCGCAGUGGAUUGCCACGGCAUUGCGUAUUCCCAGGGGCAGCUUGGUGGUCUCUCGAAAGCCGAGAUUCUCGGCCGAGCUGUCGGCCUCGCGUAUUCGAUGAAGCUCUUCGCCCGCCAAGUGGACUUGGAACCCAACCCGGAGUUGGAUCCCAACUCGGACGACAAUGUGGCGCUGCGAGCGUGGUGGGUACUCAUCAUGCUGGAUCGGUGGAAUGCCGCCGGCAUGGGCAUGCCUGCCUUGAUCAGCAAUGACAGUGUUGCGGUUGACCCUGGCUUGAGGCUCGUCGCCGGCGAAGUUGUCUUCUCGCUCAUCCAUAUAUCGCACGUUCUCGGGCACAUCGUACCUGUUGCCAUCAAUCCCGUGCUGGAUCCCUUCGCGCCAGCGGGCUCAACACUGAUCUCGAUGAGCAAGAUGUCCACCGGCAUGCUGCCCUGGAUCUUGCCCAGCCCACUCACCGAGCCCAUGCUGCUCCUCGCCUAUUGGCACGCACGGCUCAUCUCCGAACUCCUUGCUCCGCGGCAGAACCCCGCCAAUGUCCUCCAGGCGACCAGGAACCUAGUGCAGCUCCUCGGCGCCAACUACAAACUCGUCAGCCCCCUGACCCACCACUUCAUCGCGCUCGCCGCGCUCGGCUUGCUGCAGCUGCGACAGAUGGACGAAAGCCGGGAUGAGGCCGACCGCCUGAUAAACGACGUGCUGGAGUUCAGCAUGGCGCCCUCGCCCUGGAACGACGCCGUCCGCGCCAAGCUCGCCGAACAUCUGCCCCGCCCGGGCACGGCCGCGAGCGCGGCGGCCGACGGCCAGAACCUGCACCAGCUCGCGGAUAUGGCCGCCGCCAAGGAGGGCUCCGUGCCUGCUGCCGACGCAGAUGGGGCGCACGGCGGGCCGAAGGAGGAGCCGCUUGCGUCUGGGGAUGAUGGCCCGGCGCCGGAUGUAGAUUUAGGCCAAGCGGAGCGGGACCGCGUCGCCGGCGGCGCGAGCGGUGGCAACCUGCAGCCGCCGGCGAAUGUGGAUGUGCGAGCGCUGCUGAGAGCUGGGUAUCUCACUUGGUUUGAAGAGCCAGUUGAGGAUGGGCUGGCUGAGUGA